Molecule: messenger RNA, 3024 nt
Organism: Aureobasidium melanogenum CBS 110374
Lineage: Eukaryota; Fungi; Ascomycota; Dothideomycetes; Dothideales; Saccotheciaceae
Exons: 5
Coding region: 1-3024 (1007 amino acids)
Molecular function (GO): ubiquitin-protein transferase activity
Source: RefSeq, a predicted model, not a curated record
AUGGCCACUCAAUCCUCGUCUGGCCCAACAUCCUUGUCGUCUUCUUCAUCUCGCCGCCAUGAAACUCAAGACUUGAUCAAUCGCUUUUUUGUACAGCUCUACCAGGGAUGCGGUAUUGCGACAUGUCCGGCGCCACUUUGCGCGACCGCAAGGUCCCAUCGCUCAUCACCACCACUGCGUAGAUAUACUGCUGUCAGUGCCCGGACUAUGGCAGUCGUCUUGGCCUCAUCUGAAGAUGCACACAACCGUCUCUGCCCAAAUCUCCCUGGCCAGCUCCCCGUUGUUACUGCCACUGUUCAGGAGAGAGUCGAUCACAAAUCGAUCAUGCAGCAACUGUUCAAUUCUGAAUCACUUAGGAAUAUUCAUCUGAUCGAGAACGCAUACUCAUCGGAGCCCUUAGAUGGCAAGUCUAGCAUCAAUAUCUCGUCUUCUGGUCCCAUGUCUUGCGAAGACUUGACCAAAUUGUGCGAUGGCAUACAUAACGCAUGUUCCGCCGCAUCGUCUUCAAAGCAAAACGACCAAGUUGCCUGUCUCUUUUCGAGACUGCGUUGUCUGUUCUCCAGCUUCUCAUCUCUUGCACACUCCUUCAUCGACAACCCCAUAGAUAUUCUGCCAGACCCAACAAUACCUCCGUCCACGAAUCGUUGUACAAAACUCCAUCAUGCAUUCGGGUCGGUGCAUGCAAUUGGUGAAAACGCCUCUACAAUCGUUUUCAAUUCCAUGUGGGAAGCUCUUGAACCAGUCUUCGAGAGCCCUUUUGAUCCAAGACAUACAGGAUCGCGAACUUUCCAGACGUUUCCAGCUACCAGCAAGGGCACUCAAGUCCCUAGCGUAGUGUAUUAUGCCAUCCAUGCGCUUAGUUCUUUUGUGCCACACGCCUCUAGGGAAAUUUGGCACACAGUUUGGUCCGCAAUUAUUAAUGGCAAGGCGUACGGUAAGCAGAAGCAUCCGCAAGUCGAUCAUGUCACUUCAUCUUGGCUGUUAGUCCUUGACAGAUUUGAGCAAGAGCCUGCUCUGCGUAUGGCGAGACGUCUUGUCCGGGCAAUUGGUGCCAGGACAUGCCUCGAAGAAACCUUGAGCGCCUGUAACACGGAUGACACAGACCCAGAUCCGCGACUGCAAAUCUGGAAGACGAGUUGCAGACUCAGAAAAUCGGUCAUAGAUAUGCUGGUUCAGGAGGAGCAAACUUUCCGAUUAGCCACAUUCAAAACCAGGUAUAGGGAUGAUUUGCGACAUGGUGGCGAACUUGUUGGCACCACGUCACUCAUUUGGCUUGAGUGGCUUCGCAAAUGUUUUCUGAAAGAGUGGGACGGCUCUUUGCGCAUCAAUAGAUGGAGUGUCGCUGGUUCGGCACUUGAACUAAUGGAAGAUCUAUGGAAGCAUCGAGGUCGAGGGCAGCUGGAUAUGCCCGCAAAACUCUUUGCAUGUCCCACCAUAUUUGGCACUCUCGAUGUCGACAAGGCAGCACAAGACUGGUUAUCAUACAAGCCAAAUCCUGAUGUCCGCCAUCUACUAUCGUUCAAGUUCUUAUUCGACACAAGAGCGAUGACUUUACUGGUUCGCACAUCCCACCACAUCCUCAUGCGCCACGCCUACAACGAAGCCGACGCGAUAUUACAUUUACGUCGAAGAACUAUGCCUCAAGUCAAUCUACAAGACGUGGUCUACCUAGAUCGUCGCUUGAGAGCUGCCCAAGACCAUUACAUUGUGUUGAAGAUCAACAGACAAUCUGUACUAUCCGAUGCCUUCGACCAGUUGUGGCACAGAGAGAGACGAGAGCUUUUAAGACCACUCAGAGUCCGUAUGGGAAUCGAUGAAGGCGAGAUUGGUCAUGAUCUUGGAGGUGUUCAGAUCGAGUUUUUCAAGCUUGCUUGUCAAGAAGCUUUCGAUCCUGCCUACUCACUCUUUUCUAUUGACCCUCAGACUCGCAUGGCCUGGUUCCAACCCGCAACGAUGGUUCCACUCUACAAGUAUCAACUCUUCGGCUUGCUUUUUGCUCUUGCCAUCUACAACGGUAUCACUCUACCGGUUUCGUUCCCCUUGAUCUUUUACAAGAAGCUACUUUUCCAAUCACCCAGCGAAGCUGAUUUGAUUGAAGGCUGGCCAAGUCUGGCUAGGUCUUUGCAACAUCUCCAGAUGCAUCAAGGUUCUGUUGAAGAAGAUUUUGCCCGAGAUUACGUCUACAGUUUCGAUGCUAAUGGCUUGCAUCUGGAUGUAAGUAUGGAUGAUCCAUGGGAUGGUUGGUCAGUAUGGGACAAGAUCAAAUCAGGCAAAAGCAUGAGCCUGGGACGAUUGAAGGUGAUGCGCCAAUACCCAGACAAGCAUCACCCGGAGCCCAAAUCCACAUAUGCUGCACAAGCUUCCACGCACAAACCACCACUUUCUACGGAUCACACGGACUCAGGAGGCGACCAGACGCAGACCCAAGUGGAAGCUCAUGGGUAUCACCAAAGCAGAUUCGAGUGGCCUGGCUGGAAAGUCGAGGUUGCGAACCCUGGCGAGCUACCUCAACCAGUCACAAACGAUAACCGCCAUGACUUUGUCUCAAGCUAUUGCCAAUGGGUCAUGGACUGGUCUAUUCGGCCUCAGUUCAAUGCAUUCGCUAAAGGGUUCUACUCAGUGAUGAACCUGAGAGCUUUGGCACUCCUGAAUGCCGACCAGUUUCGCACGUUAGUCGAAGGUCACAACCAUCUGGACAUGGACGCAUUACAAAAAGCUACCACUUAUAAUCAUUAUACAGCCACUUCCCCAGUCGUUCGUUGGUUCUGGGAGGUGGUCAAAGCUUAUCCUCAAGAAAAGCAGAAGCAAUUGCUUGAAUUCGUUACAGCAAGCAGUCGAGUACCUGUAAACGGGGCCGAGAGCUUGAUCUUUGUUAUCGAAAGAAGCGACUCAGAGACGAGUGCGUUGCCUGGGAGCAGCACCUGUUUUGGCACGCUCAGGCUCCCUGAGUAUGAGAGCAAGGAGGUUUUGGCGAGCAAAUUGGAUAUUGCUUUAGAACACUCUUUGGGCUUUGGACAAGCAUAG